UUCGAAGUAGAAAGAAGCAUAUGACGAUUCUAUGUGAUGUUAGUGGAACCAUCAAGCCUUGCAGGUGAGUCUGUGCUAUGGCCGGCCCUGGCCCAAGGCGACCAAGGCCGUCGCCUUGGGCCUCAGAUUUUAGACGGCCUCAAAUUUUAUGGCCCAUAGGGGAUGGAAAAAAUAAAAAAUAAAAAUAAGUUAGGGCAAGUUUCAGACGAUACAAUCUGCUUCGACUCUCCGCAGCCUCCGCUAUCGCCUCAGGUGACAAGGGGCCUCACAUUUGGAAGUUCGCCUAGGGCCUCUCAAAAUAUUUGGAAUCUCAGGGCCGGCCCUGCAAUGUCCUCCUUGACACAGCCUCUCUCCCCUCUCUCUUUAUCCCUGCAACCUUCACAUUCCCUCUCUUCCCUCCAAACCCAGCAACCGACUUCUCGAAAACACACUCCUCAACCCACCACCACCAGUUCCAUCUCCGCCAAAACCUCUCCAAAACCCAGAUCGGAAUGGAUCGAAGCCCUUCGUUCCCACACCCGAUUGAAUCAAUUCCGAGAAGCUGUUUCCACGUAUAACGAAAUGACCAUGGCCGGUGUCCAACCCGACAAUUUUGCUUUUCCGGCAGUAUUAAAGGCUGUCACUGGCCUUCAGGACUUGAAUUACGGCAAGCAGAUCCACGCCGCCAUUGCCAAACUUGAUUACUGUUCGUCUUCGGUGACUGUGGGCAAUACUCUUCUCCAUAUGUAUGCAAAAUGUGGAGAUAUUGGUGAUGUGCUCAAAGUGUUUGAUAGAAUUCCUCAGAAAGACCAAGUGUCUUGGAAUUCGAUGAUUUCUGCUUUGUGUCGGUUUGAGGAGUGGGAGCUUGCAUUGGAUGCAUUUCAGUUAAUGCAAUUGGAGGGAAUGGAGCCCAGUUCGUUUACUUUGGUGAGUAUGGCACUUGCGUGUUCUAAUUUGAGUAAGAAUGAUGGGUUGCGGCUCGGGAAGCAAGUGCAUGGGUAUAGUUUGAGAGUAGGUGAUUGGAAAACAUUUACGAACAAUGCAUUAAUGGCUAUGUAUGCCAAACAAGGGAAAUUUGAUUACUCGAAAGCUAUUUUUGAGUUGUUUGAGCAUCGGGAUAUGGUUUCCUGGAACACAAUGAUAAGCUCAUUCUCUCAAAACAACUGCUUUUAUGAGGCAUUGAAUUUGUUGCAGCUUAUGGUUCUUGAAGGAAUUAGGCCUGAUGGGGUCACAAUGGCGAGUGUUCUCCCUGCAUGCUCCAAUUUGGAGUUGUUAGAUGUUGGGAAGGAAAUUCAUGCUUAUGCCUUGAGAAAUGAUGAUUUGAUAGGGAAUUCGUUUGUCGGUAGUGCUUUAGUCGACAUGUACUGCAAUUGCCGACAGAUUGAAAGUGGUCGUAAAGUUUUUGAUGGUAUCUUAGAUAGAAAACUUGGGCUUUGGAAUGCUAUGAUUGCUGGUUACACAAAAAAUGGCUUUUAUGAGAAGGCCUUAAUGUUGUUCUUGCAAAUGGUGGAGGUCUCAGGACUUUUUCCUAACCCCACAACAAUGGCAAGUGUCUUACCAGCUUGUGUGCACUGUGAAGCAUUCUCUGACAAAGAAGUUAUGCAUGGGUAUGUAAUGAAGUUGGGUUUCGGAAGGAACCCGUAUGUACAAAAUGCACUUAUAGACGUGUAUUCUAGGAUGGGAAAGAUACUAACUUCAGAAAAUAUAUUUAAUAGCAUGAAGAUUAGAGAUAUAGUUUCUUGGAAUUCAAUGAUAACAGGUUAUGUUAUUUGUGGACGCCAUGAAGAUGCACUUAUUCUGUUGCAUGCGAUGCAAAGAGUUGAAGAAGCAAAGAAUGAGGAGAAGGAUGAGUAUGAGGAUGAAAAAGGAGUUCCUUGUAAACCAAAUUCAAUAACACUCAUGUCAAUCCUUCCUGGCUGUGCCACCCUUGCAGCAUUAGCUAAGGGGAAAGAAAUUCAUGCUUACGCCAUUAGAAAUGCUUUGGCAUCAGAUGUUGCUGUGGGCAGUGCACUGGUUGACAUGUAUGCAAAAUGUGGUUGCUUGAACUUAUCUAUGAGAAUUUUUGAUGGAAUGCCCAACAGAAAUGUGAUCACAUGGAACGUGAUCAUCAUGGCUUACGGGAUGCAUGGGAAAGGAGAAGAAGCCUUAGAACUUUUUAGGAGUAUGGUGGCAGACGGAGCUAGGGGUGGGGAAGUCAGGCCUAAUGAGGUUACAUUUAUUGCAAUUUUCGCUGGAUGUAGUCACUCUGGGAUGGUAAAAGAAGGCCGUAACUUGUUUCAUAAAAUGAAAGAUGACUAUGGAGUUGAGCCUACAGCAGAUCACUAUGCUUGCGUUGUUGACUUGCUUGGUCGAGCAGGUCAGCUGGACGAAGCUUAUCAACUCAUUAAGUCGAUGCCUCCUGAAGUUGACAAAAUAAGCACUUGGAGUAGCAUGCUUGGUGCUUGUCGAAUCCAUCAAAAUGUAGAACUUGGGGAAAUUGCAGCGAAGAAUCUCCUUGAAUUGGAGCCAAAUGUGGCUAGCCAUUAUGUUCUACUCUCUAAUAUCUACUCAUCUGCCGGACUCUGGGAGAAAGCAACAGAGAUUCGAAAGAACAUGAAGGAAAUGGGAGUACGAAAAGAACCCGGGUGCAGUUGGAUUGAGUUUGGCGAUGAGGUUCAUAAGUUCAUGGCUGGGGAUGCAUCACAUCCACAAACCGAGCAGCUUUAUAGCUUCGUCGAAACGUUGUCAGAGCGAAUGAGAAAAGAGGGUUAUGUUCCUGACACUUCUUGUGUUCUACACAAUGUUGGUGAGGUGGAAAAGGAGAAUCUACUAUGUGGGCAUAGUGAGAAACUAGCAAUAGCAUUUGGUAUCCUCAACACGCCUCCCGGCACCACCAUUAGAGUUGCCAAGAACCUUAGAGUCUGCAAUGAUUGCCAUGCUGCUACCAAGUUUAUUUCAAAGAUUGUAGAGAGGGAGAUUAUUGUGAGGGAUGUGAGGAGGUUCCAUCAUUUCAAGGAUGGAACCUGCUCCUGUGGGGAUUAUUGGUGAGGACGCGUCCAAACCAAUGUUUUCCAACAUUAAGGGAAAAGUUUUCAGGAGAUUCAAAUACCAACAAGCUGUAACAUAACACUGAUCACUUCAUUUGUAUUAUCAAGAUUAGUAUGUGCAAAUUUAUUUAUUGGCAAGCAGUUUUUGUAGCUUUAAGUUGUGAAAUAUAAGGAAUAUCACAUAUUGGGAGGGCUAUUGGAGUAAAUGCUUUGCUGUAGCUCUUUGUUUCCUGCAAUCUGUGAAAUGUGGAUGAUCAAUAAUGCUUUUCUCAAAAUUUGGAUGUCUCAGGCUCAGUUCUUUUUUAUUUUUGAAUAAAUUGAAAGGUAGCAAUGGUCAACUGUUCAAUAAGUUACUAUACAGUAAGUAAUAGUCCUUCGAAUAUUUUGUUUGGACAAAUUGAAACCCUUGUUGUUGCACGACCACAAUACCUACAAAAAAUUAAAAUUUAGAGUAAAAAUAUAACUAGUUUUUGUUAGAUUAUUCCUAUAAAAUCCUUUGAUAACAUUUUAAAUAAUAUUCGAUGGUCGAAAUCAUGAUUCGCAGUAUCGGUCAUGGUUGCGAUAUAACGGACGCGGACAAAGGCAGUGUAAACUGGCCGAUACAAAUCACGUAUCAGACUUGAAAAAGAGUCGCGGCGAACCAUGGUCCAAAUAAUUGGUUAAUUCAGUUAUUACAUUUUAUAGUUCAUUGAUACAUUCUUUUUAUGAAGCACAUUCUCUCAAAUUCUUAAAUAAUGAGCAUCAGAUGUGUGUCGAGAUGACGAGUGCCACAUUGUCAGGAAUCUCGGAUACCCAAUAAUUUCUCUUAUAUCAAUUAGUGAAUAGUGACUAAAAGUGAAGCACAUAAUAUGCGCGCGCGCGCGCACACACACACACACAUAUAUAUAUAUAUUAAAAAAAAGAACCCCUUUGAUUAAAUUUUCAAAUAACUAUCACUUCCAGCUUCUCCUUUUUCAAGUUGUUCCCUAAUGUGGCAUUGAAAUACGAACUCUUUUUUUUUUUUUUUUUUUUUUUUUCUAGUUAAGGAAUUUCUGAGAAUAUAUUAUGAAAAAAUAAUAAAAUUAUUACUCCGUCUUUCUUUCGUCUUUCUUUCUACAAGCUUCAAAAACAAAAAUAAAUAAAUUAAAAUAAAAUAAAAAACAAGCAGAGGCACUUGUUUUCAUCAAUCUUAUAAUUUUUACUUGCGCGAGAUGCGAAAAAAAUCUCCACGACUAUCAAUCCCUCUUGUGAUAUCAAUUUUGGCUUUUGACAACUUUUCCAUAUAAAAAUAAAAAAAUUGGCUUUUGGCCCCCUCAACUUACAUAAAUACGCGGAGUGGGCUAUAAAAAUAUAAUUCCCUUGGAACAUAAGUGAGUAUGAGUGGGAAAAUAAAAGAGCCGAAUGUUUGUCUAACAGUUCAAACUUAGUUCGAUAAAAGUUCGGGUAGUGUUAGUUUGAUUAGUAAACGAACUAAUCUCAAACAAAAUUUUCAAACUCGUUUCGUAAACGAAUUAAUCUCAAACAACCAUCAGAUCGGCUCAAAUACGUUCACAAACAAACUCGUUUAAAAACUCGUUGGACAGGGGCGGAGGGAGGGGUGGGCCAGCAGGGACCUGG
Molecule: messenger RNA, 4601 nt
Organism: Cornus florida
Lineage: Eukaryota; Viridiplantae; Streptophyta; Magnoliopsida; Cornales; Cornaceae
Product: pentatricopeptide repeat-containing protein At3g57430, chloroplastic-like
Exons: 2
Coding region: 163-3006 (947 amino acids)
Biological process (GO): RNA modification
Cellular component (GO): cytoplasm; ribonucleoprotein complex; nucleus
Molecular function (GO): zinc ion binding; protein binding; mRNA binding
Source: RefSeq, a predicted model, not a curated record